This is a messenger RNA of Pangasianodon hypophthalmus (striped catfish), 3588 nucleotides long. RefSeq names its product lysophosphatidic acid receptor 6b (gene lpar6b). Lineage: Eukaryota; Metazoa; Chordata; Actinopteri; Siluriformes; Pangasiidae. Gene Ontology annotation, biological process: phospholipase C-activating G protein-coupled receptor signaling pathway; positive regulation of Rho protein signal transduction. Gene Ontology annotation, molecular function: lysophosphatidic acid receptor activity. The record is from RefSeq and is a predicted model, not a curated record. Bases 545 to 1573 code for a protein of 342 amino acids. The transcript has a single exon. Gene Ontology annotation, cellular component: membrane.
UCAUUCACUAACAGCACGAACAGCAGCAAGGUGCCUCUAACUGGAGCACAGAAACAGACAGGAAGCUAAAACACAAGGUUACAAGAAUAGCAAGAAGUCAGAAAAGCAAUUUGCUCUUAAAUAGACUAGUUAUUAUUAAGAAGAGGAAGCCAAGGAAGAAAAGACAGCUGGAAAGUUCCAAAUGAAGGAUCUCCAAACAGGGAAAGCAGAAGAAUGAUAUGAAAUGUUGGAUUUGACAACGGUGUCAUUAUUUCCUGCUGACUGGACCUCAAAGAGGAAAAAAACUAUAAAACAGGAUGCAAGGGGCCCUGUGAAUGGUUGACCACGAGUACGAGAUCAGAAGUGUACGUGCAGGAUCACAUCAUCGAAACUGCUGUAAGAACUCAUUUCUUUUUUUUUUUUAAUAAACCGGCUGAGCGAUGCUACAUCUCCAAAUCUCCAAUCGGGACUGUAACUUUGGACAUGUAAAAAUUUUAUAAAGACAUUUUACAAGGUCACAAAAGUAACCUCUAUACAUAUUUCUUAAGUGAUCUCUGAACUGACGAUGCAAAACAAUAGUACUGACGGGAACUGUACUGUACAGGAUAACUUUAAAAGCAUGCUAUACAGCACGGUGUUCAGCAUCGUCUUCAUCCUAGGACUGCUCUUCAACAUCGUGGCUUUGUACCUCUUCACUUGUACGCUGAAACAAAGGAACGAGACCACCACCUACAUGCUGAAUCUGGUCGUAUGCGAUACGCUUUUCGUCCUCAGUCUGCCGUUCCGGAUUUGUUACUUUCUCAACAAUUACUGGCCUUUCGGGCCAACUCUCUGCAAAAUCACCGUGUCGCUGUUCUACAUGAACAUGUAUGGCAGCAUCUUUUUCCUGACGUGCAUCAGUGCGGAUCGUUUUCUGGCCAUCGUUUACCCGCUCGCCUCCAGGUCACUGAGGACUACAAGAAAUGCAAAAAUCGCCUGCUGUUCAGUUUGGCUGCUCGUGCUCUCGGUCAGCUUGUCGGCUGGGUUUCAGCUGGACACGUCAAGCAGCGGUAACAGCAGCUACUGCUUUGAGAACUUCAGCAACAGCCAGUGGAAAUCCAAGCUAUUAAAAGUGGUGGUGGUCAUAGAAACGAUAGGCUUCGUGAUCCCACUGUUCAUCAACCUUUUCUGCUCCAUGAUGAUCUUGAGGACGCUGAGAAACCUGGACACUAUUAAAAAUGAAGGGCAGCUGAACAAGGCCAAGAUCUUGCGCAUGAUUGUUGUGCACUUGCUCGUCUUCUGCUUUUGCUUCAUCCCAUUUAACGUCAAUCUAGUUUUUUACGCCCUGGUCCGCAGUAAAGCCAUCAAUAAUUGUGCUGUGGAGACUAUUGUCAAGACUAUUUACCCCAUUACAUUAUGCAUUGCAGUGACAAAUUGCUGCUUCGACCCUGUUAUUUAUUACUUCACCUCAGAAACCAUCCAGAACUGCAUUAGGUGCAAGUCUUUUGCCAUAAAAAGCAACAGAAAGCAUUGCGAUGGGCCAGACAACGAGCCUCCUGUGAGCACUGCGCGGUCUCUCAUAGCCAAGUUAAUAUUUAACGAAUCUUCAGUAUGAGGAAACAGAGGUUUCUAUUCCUAACAAAGAAGAGAACAAUAUGUUCCAGUGUACACUUCAAAAUGAAAUAUGCGUUUAUAACAAAGUUAAUUUAUUAUUUGUGUAUGUAUUGUAAAUUUGGUUUUCCCCUGUGUUGGCAUGGGCAUCUUUACAAAGCAACUUAUGCCAUUUCAUUUAUUUAUCUUUUUAACAAAUGCAAAAGCAAUGUGGUUUUACGUAACGAGCUUUAAAUGCCAGUAUCUAAACUUUUGUUUUGAUUUUUUCAAGAAACUGGGUAAUUAAGCCAGCUAAGAGGAUAUAAGGUUAUAGCACAUUUAAAAAACCUGAUAUAUUAUCGCUCACACAUACAUUUUAAAUGCAGUACUGAUGCAAUCUAUUCAUCUGUGCACCACAACUGAAGUUUAAACACUUAUCUUUCCUGCAUAUCUUACAGUAAUUGAUUUUAUUUUAUGAUUUAUAUAUAAAUUUAUUGUCAUACACCUUAACCUUGGGGUUGUGAAACUUUUUUGAAGCCAGAGAGCCCUUUAACUGUGAAAUAAAGUACAAGUUUAUUUUUAUGAAAUCCGACUAAUGCGACUAUUUAAAUAUUAAGCUCAUUAAUUAAAUGUAUCGAAUAACGUUUGCUUUUUAUUCUUGAACUUUUCAUGAAAAGAACACAUUAAGUCCAAGAUAUUAUUUAUAGGCUACUUGCUUUCCAGUUAUUGAAGUUUGGAUUCAAUGCUUGCAACCUGGCAAAUAACUAUAAGAAUUUAAUGAUAAAUAUAAUGGCCUUGUGAUUUGCACCUCUGUAUCCAAAUUUAAAAAUUCACAGAUCCCCUGGCUAUUCAUCGGGGACUCCACUUUGAAAACCACUGUGAUAACAGUAAGUAGAUAAUCUACAAUAAACUAGUGUUAAGAGUCAAGCAAACUUCAGUGAAUUAAUGCUACAUGACUCAUAAAGAAUACUGACCACAAACCCAUCAUUACAACAACUUUCGACAUUUCUCUUUAACUGCCUGUUGCUUACAUUGAAAUACAGACCCAUUUUCCUGUAACCUUUUCAUCCAUUGGAUGCCUUUUUUUUAUUCCAUUUUGUAGCUUUUUAUACAAGCCAGCUAACAAAUCCAGUAAUUAAUAAGAUUAAAACUGUGGCCUAACCUUUGGCUUCAAGUGCACUGUCAAGAGAGUUGGCCUAAUUGUGCUGUACAUUUACGAGUCUAGGACAGCGUGGUGGUACCGCAGGUAGCGUUCCUGCCUCACAGCUCCACGGUUAACGAGCUUGAGUUACUGCCUGGAUGCAGGUUCAUAUGUUCUCCUGGUGCCCAUGUGGGUUUCCUCUCACCUCCCAAAAACAUGCAGUAGGUGGAUUAACUACUCUAAAUUACUGCUAGGUGUGAAUGAGUGUGUCAGUCAUGGUCAGUGAGUGUGUUGUGAUGGUCUGGUGCCACAUCCAGGGUGUAUCCCUGCCAAACACUCCAGAUACACCACCACCCUGGCCAGGACAAAACGGUUAGCAAAGAUGAGUGAAUUACUGAUGACUAACUGAAUGGUUGUAGUCUGAUAUUUUCCCCUCUUUUAAGGCACAAUUAAGGAGGCAUUUUGCUUCCAUUUCUAGAAUUACAGUUAAUUAAUGUUAACACUUAAAUCUAAAAUCUUUCUCCAAGCAGUCAACUUGCAAUUUUGAAAGGAAUUUCAUUGUUAAAUUUCGCAUUGUGCUUAAAAAAAAAAAAAAAAAAAAUUCCUGUACUUUUUGUUAUUCUCCAUAAAUUGCGUUAUUGGUAAAACAGCUAAAAAAACAACAACAGAAAUUUGUAGGAAAAUGAUUACGCAUAUUCUGUCCCCAGAUUCUUUUGCAGGAGAUAUUUGAAGGAAUUCUAAAAGCAUCUUAAAAUAAAUAUUCUGCAUAAAUAAUAAGCCUGUGGAGGAGGAAGAUACUAAAAACCGGAACGCACAACAACCACAUACAUCAUCUUUGGUGCCACUAUCAAAUUACUCAACAAUAAUGAAGCGAUAAUAAGGGUUAAAUACAAGACGCA